UAAAAAUUGAAUCUAUAUUAUUGGGGUAUUUGUGACAUGGAAACUGGAUUUUUAAAUUUUCAUGAUGAGGAACAUAUUUCAGAUUUCUCAUUAUCUUUGGAUCACCAACACAAUCUACUGGGUGAAUCACAAAGUUCAUUAGUAAGAAUGGUGGAUGAUUUUAAUUAUAUAGAAAGUAUAGGAUUUGAUACUGAUGGUACAUUGUGGGAAACUGAACAAGAACUCAAUGGUGAUCUUGCAAUAUUACCUGUUUCUGGAGUUGCUGGAGUUAUUCCAAAAAUGGAAAAUAUCAAGGAAGACUUUGCAAAAGUACUCACUGAUUGGCAAGAACAUAUUGGAUAUUUACAGGCUUCUGAAAUUGAAGAAGAUAUUGAUAUGGUCAAUUUAGAUAUUGGAAUAAAUUCAAACUUAGUAAAUAAUGUUCUUGACAAUACAAUAAAAUCUACUGAAAAAGUUACAAACAAUAUUUUAAUGUAUGAAGAACCUCCAAAACAUUCAAAUAACAUAAUUUGUAAUUCUAUUAAAUACAAUAUCAAUUGUUAUAAAACUGCUCCUAUGUCACUGCUAGACCAAAGUGAAAAAGAAAUAGAUGUUGUAGGAAUAGAUUCAGUUGAAGAUACAAAGUCCAUGAUUGAGUUUAUGGAUAGUAGAAGACAGCAUGAAACUAAUCAGUUUAUACGUAAUUCAAAAACUUUAGGUAUAAAUGGAAUAUCAAAUAAACCAAAAUCAAUUGAUAUCAUGGUAAAGGAGGGACCUUUAGACAUUAAGCAUGAUACUAUUUCGUCAACAUCUCCAAAAAAACCUGUAUUGGAAGCUGGUGAUGUCAAGAGCCUUUUAGAGCAAUUUGAAGCUACUGAAGCCACCUCCAUUUCUUCCCAUGUACUAAAAGCUACUUCUAAGCCAAUUGCUUCAAAAUUUUCCAUUAAUAAAUCCCAAGUAUCUGUUGUAGAAAAAUUCAUUGAUUCACAGAAUUUGAAAGAUAUACAGAAUUCUCUUCCCAAAGCACUUACUGAUAGGAUACAGAUUACAGAUAAUUUGCACACCAAUGGAUAUAUUGACGAAUUGGUUCAACUUGAUCACGAUUAUUGUAGUAAUUCCAAUUUACUGCUUAGUAAUUGCAGUGUUAGUUGUAACAAAAGGUCUGAAUUUAAAGAUGAAUAUAUUAAUAAACCAAGUGAAGAUGAACAGUUCAUUUUAAUUAAAGAAAAGUUAUGUAAUCAAAAUGAUUUAUGGAAGAAAAAUACUGGUGAACAUGCAAAAUAUGAUAAUCGUAAAGUUGCGGUUGCGGUUAGAACGAUAUGGAUGGAUACUAGUUCCAAAAAAAAUACCGACUUUGAAUUUAUUAAUAAUACAAAUAAAGAACAGCCGCUUUCAUCUAACUCUACAAAAUGUAUAUUGCAAGGGAUGACAACCAAAGAAUCAAGAAAAUUAAAUAAGACUUUAUCCCAAGUUAGUCUAUUAGACAAAAAUAAAAUAUUAAAUAAAACAAAUAUGACUUCAUCAAAGCCCAUUUACGAAAUGAAGAUUCAAUCAGCUUUAGCUACAAGAAUCCUUCAACUGCGAAAAGGUGUCCUUACUCAAACAAAAUCAGUAGAUACACCUAGACUUGUACAGAUGGUGUCAGUACUUAAAAAACCACCAGCACUAACUAUACCUCAAAAUAAAUUAAAAAGUAAUUUAAAAAAAUCAAUUGUUACAACAACAAAUAGCCUAAAUGACCAGGUACGAAAUAUAAUUAUUGAGGAUACAACAGAUGUUCAAUUGUUUAAAGAUGAGAAAAAACCAGUUCGUAAGAAAUUGAAUCUUGCAGAGUAUCGCAGUCGGCGUGAACAUCUUAGUGAUGGUAGCCGUACAAACUUUCUUGUACAACCCAUGAUUUUAGUAUAUAUUCAUCAUGCAUCAACAAAUACAGAACCUAUAAAUGAUAGUUUAGACAAUAUUGCAUUGUCUGAGAGAGAGAUUGUAUCAGUACUUAAGUUAAAGUCAGAAGUAGAAGAACAGAGAUUUAAACCAAAGCAACCUUCGAGAGAUAGAGGUAUACAAACCUCUGAGAUGGUUUUUAUUCUUUCUUUCGAAAAGAACGAAGAUGGAAAUCAAAACAGGAAACAUGAAUCAGAUAAACAAGAACAAAAGCAACCAAUAAGUAAGGGUAUAACUGACGAAAUUAAUGUUGAUAAAAUUACGCUAAUUAAAAAGGAAUUCAUUGCCAAUAUGUUGAAACAUGAGAAAAUAAAAAAUAUUCAAAUUAACAAUCAAAAAAUCUUAAAGGAUGAUAUUAAAAUACUAUCUAAAAUUAGAUUAGGAUACUUAACAAUUCAAUUAAUUUGCAGUAUAAAUUGCAUGCGAGACCAGAAACAUCAUACUUAUAGACGGACACAUAUUCGUUCAUGUUUCCGAAGUCGGAAUCAAAAUUCAAGUCGCGAUUAUACUAAUCAAAGCUUGCGUCGGACAGCGAGCCAGAAUCGUAGUUAUGCUUACAGUCGUAGUCAUAGUCGUAGUCAUAGUGGUAGUCGCAGUUGUAAUCGUAAUCACAGUCAUAAUUUCAAACGAAGUGGAACGAAGAAUGGUGAUGAAGAUUGCAAUGAUAUUCGAAGCAAAAGCAGGAGUACCGAUAUAUAUAUAAAUAGAUCGCGCGGUAGAAGUAAGUCUUGUGUAAGACAUCAUACAAGGCGACGAAGGAUCAGUCACAGACGCAGUUCCGUUAGCUCGACUAGCAGUUGGUCAUCACACUCCAGAUCGCGUUCGAGAUCAAUUACAAGAUCACGCUCAAGAUCUUCAAUGAGAUGUAGGUUUUUAUCAAGAUCGAUAUCAAGAUCGAUAUCAAUAUCGAGAUCAAGAUCGAGAUCGAGAUCGAGAUCAAGAAGCUCCAGUUCGAGAUCAAGGUCAUCUAGAUACUCCAAUAGCUCGAGAUCUCCAUUAUCAUUUUAUAGACGCUCAUAUGAUGAAUGGUGUAUUAAAGAAAAACAACGACAAGUAGAGGAGCGAAGAGUUAUUUACGUCGGUCGAUUGAAGGAUGAUAUUACCAAAACAGAGUUACGAAAAAGAUUUGAAACUUUCGGACCAGUUGUUAAUAUCAGUCUACACUUUCGGGAGCGAGGGCAUAACUAUGGAUUUGUAACGUUUGCGUAUAAAAACGAUGCUUACGAAGCAGUAGAGCAUGGCAAUGAUGAUCCAUCACUACCUAGAUAUGAUUUGUGUUUUGGUGGUCGCAGAGCAUUUUGUAAAGUAAAAUAUGCUGAUCUUGAUGGAGUGGCAAACAAUUCACUUGGAGGAAAUAAAGGUAGUAUGUUUAAGCCUGAAGAAGAAAAUACUUUCGACCUCUUACUAAAAGAAGCGCAGGCGAAAUUACGUAAAAGGAAAGUGUGACAUAUGCAUUAUUUAUUAAUUAUAAAUAUAAUUCACUUUUUUAUUUUAUUGUUGCCAUAGAGUUUUUUAUAAUUGAGAUUCUAUUGGCUAUAACCUAAAUGCAUCCUGCUUACAAGAAAACUCGCAAAUAUUUUUAAUUGAUAAAAAAAUGUAUAAAUACGUU
Ceratosolen solmsi marchali is the source of this 3529-nucleotide messenger RNA. RefSeq lists its product as uncharacterized. Gene Ontology annotation, biological process: positive regulation of transcription by RNA polymerase II. The coding region runs from base 37 to 3366 and encodes 1109 amino acids. Gene Ontology annotation, cellular component: nucleus. NCBI's taxonomy places the organism in Eukaryota, Metazoa, Arthropoda, Insecta, Hymenoptera, Agaonidae. Gene Ontology annotation, molecular function: transcription factor binding; RNA binding. The record is from RefSeq and is a predicted model, not a curated record. The transcript has 14 exons.